Molecule: messenger RNA, 1050 nt
Organism: Candidula unifasciata
Lineage: Eukaryota; Metazoa; Mollusca; Gastropoda; Stylommatophora; Geomitridae
Source: the annotation of a GenBank genome assembly
AUGUUAUACAAUACACCUCUACAUGUUAUACAAUACACCUCUACAUGUUAUACAAUACACCUCUACAUGUUAUACAAUACACCUCUACAUGUUAUACAAUACACCUCUACAUGUUAUACAAUACACUUCUACAUGUUAUACAAACCUCUACAUGUUAUACAAUACACCUCUACACCUCUACAUGUUAUACAAUACACCUCUACAUGUUAUACAAUACACCUCUACAUGUUAUACAGUACACCUCUACAUGUUAUACAAUACACCUCUACAUGUUAUACAAUACACCUCUACAUGUUAUACAGUACACCUCUACAUGUUAUACAAUACACCUCUACAUGUUAUACAAUACACCUCUACAUGUUAUACAGUACACCUCUACAUGUUAUACAAUACACUUCUACAUGUUAUACAAUACACCUCUGCAUGUUAUACAAUACACCUCUACAUGUUAUACAGUACACCUCUACAUGUUAUACAAUACACCUCUACAUGUUAUACAAUACACUUCUACAUGUUAUACAGUACACCUCUACAUGUUAUACAUUACACCUCUACAUGUUAUACAGUACACCUCUACAUGUUAUACAUUACACCUCUACAUGUUAUACAAUACACUUCUACAUGUUAUACAUUACACCUCUACAUGUUAUACAGUACACCUCUACAUGUUAUACAUUACACCUCUACAUGUUAUACAGUACACCUCUACAUGUUAUACAUUACACCUCUACAUGUUAUACAAUACACUUCUGCAUGUUAUACAUUACACCUCUGCAUGUUAUACAAUACACCUCUACAUGUUAUACAGUACACCUCUACAUGUUAUACAAUACACCUCUACAUGUUAUACAGUACACCUCUACAUGUUAUACAGUACACCUCUACAUGUUAUACAGUACACCUCUACAUGUUAUACAGUACACUUCUGCAUGUUAUACAAUACACUUCUACAGGUUACAUAGUGGACUUGUACAUGUUAUACAAUACACCUAUACAUGUUUUACAGUACACUUCUGCAUGUUACACGUUGCACUUCUACAGGUUACAUAG